AUGCAGAACUUGGGGCAUUAUGAUCCAUAUGGAUAUAGCGAGAAUGAAUCUGAUAAUGCAAGUGAUGGAAUAAGUGUGAGUUCCGAACUAGACGGUAGGGAAGUGAAUAGAGAAGAUAGUAAACAAGUACAUAAGGACGAUAAAUUAACUAAAAAAUAUGGGAUUGGUGCAAGGUUACUUUCUAAGAUGGGUUUUGUUGAAGGACAAGGUCUAGGUAGAGAUGGAAAAGGUAUUGCUCAACCCAUUCAUGCAGAACAAAGACCACAGGGCCAUGUUGGUCUUGGCAGUUUUAUAGGCGAUAAUAGGAAAGUUGAAGAGGCAGAAAACUUAAGAGAUACAUAUUCAUCGAGUUCCGAUGAAUUUGUAUCUCAUUCUCAAGUAAAAUUCAAUGCUUCAAAAACAUUUCAAUUAAAUAAUAAUAUUAAUUUAAAGUUUAAUAAUGAAGAAUUUAACCUGAAAUUCUUGAAAUAUAAAGAUAAAUUACCAUCUGAAAUUGUCCAGAAAUAUGAAACAAAUAAAUUACAAAGUAAUCAAAAAACAAAACUGUGGGGUUCAUUGUCAGAUUUAAGCAACUUAUAUGCUGAAGUUGAUACUAUUAACUCAAAACUUGAAUCUUUAAAUGUUAGCAUUUCUUCAUAUGAACAAAAUAGCUUGAAAAUAGCUGCGUUACUAUCUGAGUAUCAUCAGGAUUUAAAAUUAUUGCCUGCAAUUCUCUGUAAUAAUAACGAUUACGAUCGUAAUGAAAUAAGUUUUAAGAAUUAUCUACGAACUAUUUUAGAAUCAGUAGAUUCUGAUGAGUUGACUGAUGAAAUUGUAAGUAGACUCAUAAUGGAAAGAUAUUCGACAAUACCCAACGAGAUAUUUUUGCAAGUGACAGAAGAGAAAAAUUUAAUAUUCACCGAAUUACAAUACAUUAUCAUGACAUUUCCUUCAAUAUUCCAAAACAUAUCUAAAACUCUAAAUUAUUCACAAUCUAGUUUAUAUAAUGUAAUUGUUCCUUCGAUGAGAAAUCUAUGGCAAAGUUUGAAAGAUGCAGAUAUUAAAACCGUAGAUUUAUUUCUGUUUUUAUUAGGCACAUAUGCCACUGUCUUUGAAUCUAUAAAGAUUAAAGAUUAUAUUGAGAACAACAUAAUUUAUCAAUCAUUAUACAGUAUUGUUUCAGAUUGGGAUCUCAAUGAUUCAUAUACAAAAUAUCCUAUUUUAAAGUUGUCAAAGAGUUAUUGGAAUGAGGACUUACAGCAACUACUGCUAGAAAAUUAUAGAUCUCAUUGUGAAAGCUUCAAUGCUGAAACAAACAGUUUCCUUUCUAAAGACAAUAGGUCAAUAUUAGCUAACCUUAUACCAAGACAGGACAUGUACAAAGCGACUAGUAUAUAUAUUGUCCCAAAAUUGAAGCAAUCAUGGAAUCUCAAUGUUGAUAUAUUAAAGGAAUUCGAAACUUGGAAUGAUAAUUUCUUUGAUAAUACGGUUGGAACAUUUUCCUUUGUUUCGUUGUUAGUUAAUUUUCAAAAUGCAUUACCAAAAGAAUAUAUAUCAUCAUGGUUAUUAUGUAUUCUAAACGAACUGAAUAAGUUAUUAUUUGAGUUCUGUCAAUAUUCUAACCUUGAAGAAAGGGAACAUAUAAAAGCAUUUGCGGCAUGGUUUCUAGAUAAAUUGAAUGCCGAUUAUUUUGAUUUAGAGACAUAUAUCCCAGCAGAGUUUGACAUGUGUUUUGAGUUUAUAGAAAGCCUCUCAGAGUCAGAUCUAAAAGCAAUUCAUAAUAAGUCACUUGAAUUGCCUACUAAUAUUUUAUAG
This is a messenger RNA of Tetrapisispora phaffii CBS 4417, 1794 nucleotides long. RefSeq names its product mRNA splicing protein SPP382 (gene SPP382). Gene Ontology annotation, biological process: spliceosomal complex disassembly. Gene Ontology annotation, molecular function: nucleic acid binding. Bases 1 to 1794 code for a protein of 597 amino acids. Lineage: Eukaryota; Fungi; Ascomycota; Saccharomycetes; Saccharomycetales; Saccharomycetaceae. The record is from RefSeq and is a predicted model, not a curated record. Gene Ontology annotation, cellular component: U2-type post-mRNA release spliceosomal complex. The transcript has a single exon.